GUCCUUGCAGGGACGCAGAGAUCGCCAGUGGGGAAAACAGAAACAAAUAUAAAGUACAUACCUUUGUUAGCAACUUCCCAUGCACACUCGAAUAGCAGUGGUUUGCUGCAGUCGCGAGUGUCGGAAGUAUCGACGGUUAGAGAAGGAGGCAUCGCGAGAGGUAGAACUGGACAGAGGAAAGAGCUUUGA
Messenger RNA from Acaulospora colombiana, 189 nucleotides. Lineage: Eukaryota; Fungi; Glomeromycota; Glomeromycetes; Diversisporales; Acaulosporaceae. The record is from the annotation of a GenBank genome assembly.